This is a messenger RNA of Rhodofomes roseus, 588 nucleotides long. RefSeq lists its product as uncharacterized. NCBI's taxonomy places the organism in Eukaryota, Fungi, Basidiomycota, Agaricomycetes, Polyporales, Fomitopsidaceae. The transcript has a single exon. The coding region runs from base 1 to 588 and encodes 195 amino acids. The record is from RefSeq and is a predicted model, not a curated record.
AUGGCCAACUAUCCUUGUCGCCGACUCCGCCUCUCCGGACGAACACACGCUCUUGCUGUACAGACUCUCCUGGAACGGCAUAAUCAAGGGUGGCUCCCAGGCAUCCUUGCGUUCCUCGCAUCUGCUAGUGUUAGUGCCCGUUCCGUUCAGCGCUCCACGCGCCGUGUCCCAAAAAAUGCCGUCGACGGCGUCCAGGACUACUUCAUCGGCAUUGCUCGCGGCCUGCAUCCCUGGGUCCACCCUGAACCAGCCUUUCUCGUCUUCGAACGAGGUUCAGCGCGACAGACUGUCAAAGGUCCACACGCUGCUGACUGGGCCCGGCCGGGGUCCCAAGCUCGGAGCUGGGCACCAGCCCAUACGCACCCCUUCGCCACGCGCGGGCCUACGGCAUCGCUGGAGUACAUAUCGUUGGAAGAUGCAUUAGACCGGUUCACCUGGGCAUGUAAGGUCCAUACAUUCCAUCCGAACCUGGAUCGACGGUUCUUCGUGUGGGUGGAUAAGGGAGAUGCAUUGAAAGAUAGCGUCUUGCUUGCGUGGGUCGAUUGGGACGAGGAUGUCGCGAAGAGGGAUGACGAGUUGCUAGGUUGA